Messenger RNA from Saccostrea cuccullata (small rock oyster), 736 nucleotides. RefSeq names its product C-type lectin domain family 3 member A-like. The record is from RefSeq and is a predicted model, not a curated record. Gene Ontology annotation, molecular function: signaling receptor activity. Lineage: Eukaryota; Metazoa; Mollusca; Bivalvia; Ostreida; Ostreidae. The coding region runs from base 173 to 652 and encodes 159 amino acids. The transcript is spliced from 3 exons.
UUUGUAUAGAUCAGCUGUCUUUAAGAUAGUGACAAUACAACAAACUGAUAGUUCUCUGUUGCAACCGUUUUUGGUAUGGGAGUUGUAUGCUACACCAAAGCCAUUGUGUGCACUCAAAUGUCUUGAACUAUCCUGUCUAACCUUCUUUCACAAUCAAUCUAGUACAUGUCAAAUGUAUUCCAUGAUUAUUGUCAAACAAUCUGGGACUGUAACGAACAACUUGGACCUUUAUCAAAGACAAGGAUCGUGUGAAGAUUUCGGAUAUAUCUCUUUACAAACCACGAGCAAGUGUUUGAAGCUUUACCAUACAGAGAUGUCGUGGAUGACAGCCAAUAGCACUUGUGCCUCAGCCGGUGGAAAGCUUUUUGGCAUAACCACAGCUGACAUGUUUGACGAUGUUUUAAAUGUAACAUCUAGAAAAGAUCCCACGUUUCAGAACUUUUUCAUUGAUGGAAAUGAUAUUGCUUCGGAAAAUAACUGGGUAUUGUCGGAUGGGACUCCCAUACUCCAUCUACCUUGGGGUAAAUUCCAGCCUGGAUUAGGGAGAGAUGAAAACUGUUUACUUGUAAUUGGCAAUUUUUACCAUGACGCACCAUGCUACACAAUGGAGUUUAAAUUCAUCUGCGAGAAACAGUUCAUAAUAUCGUUGUAAAACAUUCCAAAUCGUUAAUGUCCACCUGAAUAAAUAUUUGAAUACAAAAGAUAUUGAUGCACCAAUAAUAGGAAAAUACUGAAA